CUUCCUUGAUCAUUGCAUCAAAGCUUUUCCUCAUUAGCUCUCUUUAGCCUUCUCACAUCUCCACUCACAUCCCAAGCUCAGUUCUCUCCAUUGCCUUUUCCUCAGUCUUCUUUUCCUGAAUUCCAGCCUCUUUUUCCCUUCUCUAAUCCUCAUUCUUCUCCUUACACUAUCCUUUCCAUCGGUUUCGGGCUCUUCCUUCGCAAAAUUUCGAUACUUCGUGCAUUCCACUCUCGUUGUACUUGUUACAAAGUGUUGAGAUGGACAGGGUGAUGAGGUCGGCGUCAGAAAAGGCGGUGGUGAUCUUCAGUCUGAGCACAUGCUGCAUGUGCCACACUAUCAAGAGGCUCUUUUGUGACCUUGGUGUUAAUGCUGCUGUCCAUGAGCUCGAUGAGGACCCCAGAGGAAGAGAAAUGGAGAGGGCACUAGCCAAGCUUAUGGGACGCUCCCCGCCGGUGCCGGUUGUUUUCAUUGGUGGCAAGCUUAUUGGAUCCACGGACAGGGUGAUGUCCCUUCACCUUGCCGGCAAACUUGUCCCUCUGCUGCGAGAUGCAGGUGCCCUCUGGCUCUAGCUGAAAAAAGAAAGCUCUGAAACAAUGAAGCAAUAGAAAUAAUUCUAAUGCUGGCCACUAGAAUUAGUGUACAUUAGUCUAAGGUUGCUUCUGCUUUUGCUUUUGUUGUGAGCAAUUAAUGUACAAAAGUAAACUAUAGUGGUAAAACUUUUGGCAGUUCUAAGAUCCGUCUCAGUUUUUGGACUACUGUGUUUAUCCAGUGAAAUAUAUAAAGAAAAGUAAUA
Molecule: messenger RNA, 793 nt
Organism: Elaeis guineensis (African oil palm)
Lineage: Eukaryota; Viridiplantae; Streptophyta; Magnoliopsida; Arecales; Arecaceae
Product: putative glutaredoxin-C14
Source: RefSeq, a predicted model, not a curated record